AUGGCCUCCUCGGUCGCCGUCAAGUCUCUCGCAGACAUACCCAACCUUGUCGAACUAUACAGCUCCUUAAAACUUCGUCCAUCUCCGACCGAAGGCGACCUUGUCGUGGCCCCUUCGUCCGCCGUCAACGCCCGCGUGAGCCUUUUCUGUGGAGACAUCACCAAGCUCCGGCUCGACGCCAUCGUCAACGCAGCCAACAAAACCCUCAUGGGCGGCGGCGGCGUCGACCAUGUUAUCCACCGCGCCGCCGGUCACGCCUUGGUCGAUGAGUGCCGUGGCCUCGGAGGCUGUCCCGUCGGCCUGGCCAAAAUCACGCGUGGCUAUGACCUGCCGGCGGCAAACGUCAUCCACACCGUUGGUCCCGUCUACGACCCUACCAAUCCUUGGAAAUCCGAGGGGAGUCUUCGAAGCUGCUACAAGGAGAGCUUAAGUCUCGCGACCAAAAACGAGCUCAAGACCAUUGCUUUCCCCGCCAUCAGCACCGGCGCAUAUCGCUUUCCGAGCAAGGACGCCGCAAGGGUCGCAUGCGAGACGGUCAGACGAUAUCUCGACAACGACUACGGCCUGUCGAGGGUCGUAUUCGUCACCUAUGAGCGGAAGGAGGUGGAGGCCUACAACGAGAUGAUUCCGUAUUUUCCCUCCACCCUCCUCCGUGCAACCGGCCGCUGCCUGGCCUCGAGUGCUGACCAUGACCGAGAGUAG
Molecule: messenger RNA, 702 nt
Organism: Drechmeria coniospora
Lineage: Eukaryota; Fungi; Ascomycota; Sordariomycetes; Hypocreales; Ophiocordycipitaceae
Product: macro domain-containing protein
Exons: 1
Coding region: 1-702 (233 amino acids)
Source: RefSeq, a predicted model, not a curated record